GUUACCAUGGUUACCAAGGGCAUCUAAACACAACAGGAACCGACCAGCGACACAGCUUCUUUCACUGAGGUGCUACUUUGGUCUAAAGACCUAAAUUGAAAUAAUUUGGCCAGAUCUGUAACGUUAGAGGCUUAUUAGAAACUGAGAAAAUGUACAAAGCAGAUUUGCCUGUGGACCAGUCCAUAGAAAAGGCAGUGGAGAGGCGGAGGUCUGCAGAAACAGCACGUAAAGCUCGGAUCUAUAAUACCCGGCUUCGUGUGCUAGGCCUCGACCUUGAUGCUCUCAAUAAACAGGUCCAGGAGAAAAAACAUCAGCAAAACACGGAGCUGCAAUGGGAAAAAGCUUUUGAUAAGCUCAGAGAGCAUCAUGAUGAAAUCCUGCUGCAGCAAGACAUUGAUGAAAGAGAGAAGCGAGCAGCUUUGCACACUGACCUGACCCAGUAUUGGGCCACUCAACAGCGUGUAGAGGACUCACGCGAUGCUGAUCUCAAGUACGGCCUGAAGGGGGCAUUCAGGUUCACCAUUCCAGAGGGUGAGCUGGGCUCUGCCAGUAUGACAAUCUUCCAGGGAGAGGACACUGGAGAGGAACAGAGUAGGAGAGAACAAAUGAAAAAGACAGACAGAGAUCUGCAAGCACAGAAGGAAGACAAUGAGAGGAGGCGCAUGAGAGACAAGCUCAGAGAGAGUCUCAUGAGCAAAGAGCUCGUGCAUCAGGACCUUAAGGGGGUUCAGCUACAUGCACUAGAGGAGGAGUGUCGGAAAGCUACACGCAUGGCACUCGACAACUACAAUCGAGCUCUGGCUGCAGAGCGGGCAGAGAAACUGAAGGAGCAGCAAAGGAGAGAAGAAAGGGAGAAUCUUGAAGAUAUGCUGCACACGGCGACAUCCGACAUGAUGACAGAGUGUGCAGAGGCAGCGGAGAGAGAGGUGGAAAGGGGGAGGCCAACACGGGUUCUGAUAGACAGAUGGAAGGGGAUGAGCGCUGAGCAGCUGAGCGCCAUCCAAAGGGAGAGAGAAGAACAGCGUUUUGAGAGACAGAGGCAACGUGAUGCUGAGAAGAUUCGGGACACAGCUCAGGAACUCCAGCUCCUGAAGCUGUCCAGAGAAGCAGAGGAGGAGGAGAGGAGAGCAGAAAAGCUGAGGAGAGAGAAGAGGAUUCAGACAGAUCAUUUCAACAUGCAGCUGGCCAGAGAGCAGCAGGCACAUCAGGAGUACCUAAACAAGAAGCUGUACACCAACAAACCCACCAAGGACUACUUCUAUCAAUUCAACACCGGCUCCCGCUGACAACCACACAAUGUACACAGGCUGUGACAAUGUGCAAAUUAAAUCUAUUGAUUGUUAUACUCACACUCGCUGUGAAUCGAAUCGUGAUUGAUCAAUACUUGCUGCUUAUUCUGAAGAGACACAUAUGCAUUGAUUUUAUUGGCAGAUACUGAUGACAAAGAAGGGACCCUUGUUU
Molecule: messenger RNA, 1461 nt
Organism: Epinephelus lanceolatus (giant grouper)
Lineage: Eukaryota; Metazoa; Chordata; Actinopteri; Perciformes; Serranidae
Gene: ribc1
Product: RIB43A domain with coiled-coils 1
Source: RefSeq, a predicted model, not a curated record